Molecule: messenger RNA, 4747 nt
Organism: Cicer arietinum (chickpea)
Lineage: Eukaryota; Viridiplantae; Streptophyta; Magnoliopsida; Fabales; Fabaceae
Product: ABC transporter G family member 39-like
Cellular component (GO): membrane
Molecular function (GO): ABC-type transporter activity; ATP binding; ATP hydrolysis activity
Source: RefSeq, a predicted model, not a curated record
GCUAUGAAUUUUUAUAAGUGAAUUCCUCUUAUAAAAUGAAUGUCUAGAAACCGGAUUUUCCCACUUGGUAAUUAUUGAUAUUGAUGAGCAAAUGAAUGUAAACCUUUUAGCCCAAAUUUCCAAGUAGUCAAAACCACAUUCAACAAAAUCCAAGUAGAGAUAAUCUACUACCUUGCUUCAUAUUUUUCACUUCUCACCGUAUGUAUACACACACAUAAUAUUUUCUCUCCAAUACGACACAUUCUUACGCCUGUGAAACAUUUGACAAAUACAUAAGACAUAAGAAGUUGGUCAUAAUUAUAUAGUUAUAUUCAGUGAUAGUUAUAUAAUUUAGUCGGAGAAAUUAAUAUCAUGGCUUCGGUAUUGGCGGGAGAUGACGUGGCAAUAUCGACUAGUAGUCGUCGGAGUUGGACAUCAACUAGUUUCAGGGAUGUUUGGACGGCGACCACGGCUGCUGUGCCGGAUGUGUUCGAACGGAGUGAUCGGCACACACAAGAGGAUGACGAGUACCACCUCACUUGGGCAGCCAUUGAACGUUUGCCUACUUUUGAGCGCAUGAGAAAAGGUGUAAUGAAGCAUGUUGGUGAAAAUGGAAAAGUUGUGCAUGAUGAAGUUGAUGUUGCUAAACUUGGUUUACAUGACAAGAAAAUUUUGAUGGAGACCAUCCUUAAGUUUGUCGAAGAAGACAAUGAUAAGUUUCUCCGAAAACUUAGAGAUAGACAAGACAGGGUGGGGAUUGAAAUUCCAAAACUUGAAGUCCGUUACAAGAAAUUAUGUGUGGAGGGAGAUGUGUAUGCUGGAAGUAGAGCGCUUCCUACUUUACUUAAUGUUACCAUCAACACUUUAGAGAGUAUUUUGGGAUUGUUUCACCUUGCACCGUCCAAGAAGAGGGAGAUUCAUAUUCUCAAAGAUGUUAGUGGAAUUGUAAAACCAUCAAGGAUGACACUCCUUCUUGGUCCUCCAAGUUCUGGGAAAACAACAUUACUUCUAGCACUUGCAGGAAAACUUGAUCAUGAUUUAAGGGCUUCAGGGAAAAUCACAUACUGUGGUCAUGAACUAAAUGAAUUUGUUGUUACAAAAACCUGUGCAUAUAUUAGUCAACAUGAUAUUCACCAUGGAGAAAUUACAGUGAGAGAGACAUUAGAUUUUUCAUCACGUUGUCUAGGUGUUGGUACAAGAUAUGAAAUGUUGAUGGAACUCUCUAGAAGGGAGAGAGAAGCUGGAAUUAAACCAGACCCUGAGAUUGAUGCAUUCAUGAAAGCUAUAGCAUUGUCGGGCCAAAAAACAAGUUUGGUAACAGAUUAUGUUCUCAAGAUGCUUGGAUUGGAUAUAUGUGCCGACACAAUGGUUGGUAAUGAAAUGAGAAGGGGUAUCUCUGGAGGUCAAAAGAAGCGAGUCACAACAGGGGAGAUGUUGGUAGGACCGGCAAAAGCACUCUUUAUGGACGAAAUAUCAACAGGAUUGGAUAGUACAACCACUUUUCAAAUAUGCAAGUUCAUGAGACAAAUGGUUCAUAUAAUGGAUGUAACAGUGGUCAUUUCUCUCUUACAACCAGCACCAGAGACAUUUGAACUCUUUGACAAUAUUAUCCUACUUUCAGAAGGUCAAAUUGUAUACCAAGGUCCACGUGAGAGUGUGCUAGAGUUCUUUGAAAACAUGGGAUUUAAAUGUCCAGAUAGAAAAGGUGUUGCUGAUUUCUUACAAGAAGUAACAUCCAUGAAAGACCAGCAACAAUAUUGGUUUAGAAAAGAUGAACCUUAUAGAUAUGUUUCAGUUUCUGAAUUUGUAGAUUCCUUUAAUUCAUUUCUUAUUGGAGACCAACUUGUGACAGAGCUUAAAGUUCCUUAUGAUAAGAGUCAAACCCACCCAGCUGCAUUAGUCAAAGAAAAAUACGGUAUUUCAAAUUGGGAACUAUUUAAGGCAUGUUUUUCAAAAGAAUGGCUUCUUAUGAAGAGGAAUUCUUUUGUUUAUGUAUUCAAAACAACACAGAUAACAAUCAUGUCUAUUAUUACUUUUACUGUGUUCUUUAGAACAAAAAUGACAGUUGGCACUGUUCAGGAUGGACAAAAGUUUCAUGGGGCAUUAUUCUUUACACUGAUAAAUAUGAUGUUUAAUGGGAUGGCAGAACUAUCCAUGACUGUUACUAGGCUUCCUGUGUUUUACAAACAAAGGGAUUUUAUGUUCUACCCUGCAUGGGCAUUUGGGCUACCUAUAUGGAUUCUUAGGAUCCCUCUCUCCUUUUUGGAAUCAGGGAUAUGGAUUGUCCUUACAUAUUAUACAAUUGGGUUUGCUCCUUCUCCUACUAGAUUUUUUCGACAAUUCUUGGCAUUGUUUGGCAUUCAUCAAAUGGCUCUCUCUUUAUUUCGAUUUGUUGCUGCACUUGGUAGAACAUUAGUUGUUGCUAAUUCGUUAGGUACCUUGACCUUGCUAGUGGUAUUUGUGCUAGGAGGUUUCAUUGUUGCUAAAGAUGACAUUAAACCAUGGAUGAUAUGGGGCUACUAUAUAUCUCCUAUAAUGUAUGGCCAAAAUGCCAUUGCAAUUAAUGAAUUCUUAGACAAACGAUGGAGUAAACCAAAUACAGAUCUAAGAAUUAAUGAACCAACAAUUGGAAAAGUACUUCUCAAAGCUAGAGGCUUGUAUACAGAAGACUACUGGUAUUGGAUCUGCAUUGGAGCCUUGGUUGGGUUUUCUCUUCUCUUCAACAUAUUUUUCAUUGUUGCAUUGACAUACUUAAAUCCUUUAAGUGAUUCAAAAGCAGUCACAACCGAUGAAGGUGGCAAGAAAAAUGAAAAUUCAUCCUUAAGACACCAUGCCUUUCAAGGUACCGACAUAGCAAUGAAAAAUUCUUCAGAAAUUACUAGUUCGUCGAACCAUGAACCGCGACGAGGAAUGGUUCUACCAUUUCAACCUCUUUCAAUGGCGUUCAAUCAUAUUAACUACUACGUUGACAUGCCAGCAGAAAUGAAGAGUCAAGGAAUCAAUAAGGAUAAACUUCAACUACUACAAAAUGUUAGUGGUGUUUUUAGACCAGGAAUAUUAACAGCACUUGUAGGUGUUAGUGGUGCUGGGAAGACAACCCUCAUGGAUGUAUUAGCUGGAAGAAAAACAGGUGGAUACAUUGAAGGAAAUAUUAGCAUAUCAGGUUACCAAAAGAACCAAACAACAUUCGCUCGAAUUAGCGGUUACUGCGAACAGAAUGACAUUCAUUCUCCACAUGUUACGGUCUAUGAAUCACUAUUAUUUUCGGCAUGGCUUCGUCUUCCUUCAGAUGUAAAGACAGAAACAAGAAAGAUGUUUGUUGAAGAAGUUAUGGAUUUGGUAGAGCUUAAAUCACUUAGAGAUGCUCUUGUGGGACUUCCAGGUGUAGAUGGUCUAUCAACAGAACAAAGGAAAAGGCUUACUAUUGCAGUAGAGCUUGUUGCCAACCCUUCAAUCAUCUUCAUGGAUGAACCAACCUCAGGCCUUGAUGCUAGAGCUGCUGCUAUCGUUAUGCGAACCGUGAGAAACACAGUAGACACAGGGAGAACUGUUGUGUGCACAAUUCAUCAACCAAGCAUAGACAUUUUUGAAGCUUUUGAUGAGUUAUUGUUGAUGAAAAGAGGAGGGCAAGUUAUCUAUGGCGGACCUCUCGGUCGCCACUCACAUAAGCUUGUAGAAUAUUUUGAAGCUAUCCAAGGGGUUCAAAAGAUUAAAGAUGGUUAUAAUCCAGCCACAUGGAUGCUUGAGAUUAGCUCUCCAUCAAAUGAGACUCAAUUAGAUGUAGAUUUUGCAGAGAUUUAUGCUAACUCUACACUUUAUCAGAGAAAUCAAGAACUUAUUAAGGAGCUCCAUACUCCAGCACCAGAUUCGAAGGACUUGUACUUCCCAACAAAAUAUUCACAAUCAUUUUUUGUUCAAUGCAAAGCUAACUUCUGGAAACAACAUUUGUCCUAUUGGAGACAUUCUCAAUAUAAUGUUGUUAGAUUCUUCAUGACCACAGUCAUUGGAUUAUUGUUUGGUCUAAUAUUUUGGAAGCAAGCCAAAAAGACGAAAACACAACAAGAAUUACUGAAUCUUUUGGGAGCCAUGUAUUCGACUGUUCUUUUUCUUGGCGCAACAAAUGCUUCAGCAGUGCAACCAGUUGUUUCCACAUUACCCUAUGCAUUUGCUCAGGUGGCAGUUGAGGCAAUUUAUAAUGCAAUUCAAACAAUGAUUUACACUCUAAUCAUAUACUCCAUGAUUGGUUUUGAAUGGAAGGCAACAAACUUCUUAUGGUUCUACUACUACAUACUAUUGAGUUUUAUCUCCUUCACAUUGUAUGGAAUGAUGCUUGUUGCACUAACACCAGGCCAUCAUGUUGCUGCCAUUUGUAUGUCCUUCUUUAUGAGUUUCUGGAACUUGUUCUCUGGUUUUGUCAUUCCUAGGAUGGAAAUUCCUAUAUGGUGGAGAUGGUACUAUUGGGCUUCUCCAGUUGCAUGGACAUUAUAUGGUCUUGUAACAUCACAACUAGGUGACAAAAAUGGAGAAAUAGAGAUACCAGGAGCUGGAAGCAUGGAACUAAAGGAAUUUCUAAAACAAAAUUGGGGUUAUAAUCAUGACUUCCUUCCAGCUGUUGCUGUUGCUCAUAUUGGUUGGGUUCUUCUCUUUGCAUUUGUGUUUGCUUAUGGCAUCAAAUUCUUUAACUUCCAGAAAAGAUAGUACAAUAAAAACUAUAUAGGAGUUCAUGUAUUCAAUACUUCAAAUCUUAGGAAUCUCCUCUUUUAGUGAA